Messenger RNA from Erigeron canadensis, 1839 nucleotides. RefSeq names its product catalase. NCBI's taxonomy places the organism in Eukaryota, Viridiplantae, Streptophyta, Magnoliopsida, Asterales, Asteraceae. Gene Ontology annotation, cellular component: plasma membrane; peroxisome; cytoplasm. The transcript is spliced from 9 exons. The record is from RefSeq and is a predicted model, not a curated record. Bases 16 to 1632 code for a protein of 538 amino acids. Gene Ontology annotation, molecular function: catalase activity; heme binding. Gene Ontology annotation, biological process: hydrogen peroxide catabolic process; response to hydrogen peroxide.
UCAAUCUCUGGAUUAAUGCAAGACUUUGACUCCUUGAUCAACUCCAUGAACUUAUGCCCAAUAUGUUUAUUUGCAGAUCUUGUCAACAAAAUUCUUACCCAAAUAAAGCCCAGUAAUGCUAUGCAAGUCUCAUUUCAGGAACCUUUUGAAGAUAUAUCCAAAAACCAGUACCGUCCUUCAAGCGCUUACAACGCCCCAUUCUGGACUACUAAUUCUGGUGCUCCAAUCUACAACAACAAUAGCUCGUUAACAGUUGGCUCUAGAGGUCCAAUCCUUCUUGAGGAUUACCAUUUGGUGGAGAAGCUAGCUAACUUUGAUCGUGAGCGUAUCCCUGAACGUGUUGUCCAUGCCAGGGGUGCUAGUGCUAAGGGGUUCUUCGAGGUCACACAUGACAUUUCUGGACUUACAUGUGCCGAUUUCCUUCGUGCCCCUGGAGUCCAAACUCCUGUUAUUGUUCGUUUCUCUACUGUUAUUCACGAGCGUGGAAGCCCUGAAACUCUCAGGGACCCUAGAGGUUUUGCAGUGAAGUUCUAUACCAGAGAGGGAAACUUUGAUUUGGUGGGAAACAAUUUCCCUGUGUUCUUCAUUCGUGAUGGGAUGAAGUUUCCUGACAUGGUUCAUGCUUUGAAACCCAACCCCAAGUCACACAUCCAAGAAGACUGGAGAAUUCUUGACUUCUUCUCCCACCACCCCGAGAGUCUGCACAUGUUCACCUUCCUCCUAGAUGACAUUGGUAUUCCACAAGAUUACAGACACAUGGAAGGUUCUGGUGUCAACACAUAUACCUUGAUUAACAAAGCUGGCAAAGCAUAUUACGUGAAGUUCCACUGGAAACCUACAUGUGGAGUGAAAAGCUUGUUGGAGGAUGAAGCCAUUAAGGUUGGAGGAGCCAAUCACAGCCAUGCCACACAAGACCUCUAUGAUUCUAUUGCAGCUGGUACCUAUCCGGAAUGGAAGCUUUUUAUCCAGACCAUUGAUCCUGAUCAUGAGGAUAGGUUUGACUUUGACCCUCUUGAUGUGACUAAGACUUGGCCCGAGGACAUCUUGCCAUUGCAGCCAGUGGGUCGUUUGGUUUUGAACAAGAAUAUUGAUAACUUCUUCGCAGAGAAUGAACAGCUCGCAUUCUGCCCUGCAAUUAUUGUCCCUGGAGUUUACUAUUCUGAUGAUAAGCUGCUUCAAACUCGUAUUUUCUCAUAUUCCGAUACUCAGCGGCACCGUCUUGGCCCGAACUAUCUGCAGCUUCCUGCCAAUGCUCCUAAGUGCGCGCAUCACAAUAAUCACCAUGAAGGGUUCAUGAAUUUCAUGCACAGAGAUGAGGAGAUCAAUUACUUCCCUUCAAGACACGAUCCUGCUCGACAUGCUGAACAGUACCCAAUUCCUCCUAUUAGGCUGUCAGGAAAGCGUGAGAAGUGUAUGAUUGAGAAAGAGAACAACUUCAAGCAGCCAGGAGAGAGAUACAGAUCUAUGAGUCCUGACAGACAAGAACGAUUCAUCACCAGAGUUGUCGGUGCUCUGUCUGAUCCACGUGUCACCCAUGAGGUCCGCACAAUAUGGAUUUCAUACUGGUCCCAGGCUGACAAGUCUCUUGGGCAAAAGAUAGCUUCACGCUUGAAUGUGAAGCCCAGUUACUAAAGUGUAAUGUCGGAAGAACAUGUUCGUUACAAAGCCAUUGGGUUGUGGUAUACAAAGUAGUUAGAGAAGUCGUCUAAAGUCGAAUGUUGUCAAAAGUUCAGAAUCUUUUCUUUGAUUGUAUUUUGAAUCACUUUCUUGGUACUUGGUUAUGAUGCUUUUCUAAUAAAUUGAAGUUAAUAAAUAUAAAAUAUCUAUUUUUGGUAUAAA